Penicillium brevicompactum is the source of this 1926-nucleotide messenger RNA. RefSeq lists its product as uncharacterized. Gene Ontology annotation, biological process: cellular response to oxidative stress. Gene Ontology annotation, cellular component: cytoplasm. The coding region runs from base 1 to 1926 and encodes 641 amino acids. NCBI's taxonomy places the organism in Eukaryota, Fungi, Ascomycota, Eurotiomycetes, Eurotiales, Aspergillaceae. The record is from RefSeq and is a predicted model, not a curated record. The transcript has 2 exons.
AUGGAGGACCCUCUGAUAGCAACAUUGCCGCCGGCGACGGACUACCUGACGUAUCUGACGCUGCUGGAAUACCAGCUGACCCCAGCCCGACUUCCCCUCUUGCACAAUUUGUUGCAAGAUGAAAAGCUCACCACAAACAUCGGGUGGGAUCUGGUCAAGCUUCUGCUGCCAAUGCUUCCCGCAUCAACAGAUUGCCUUCAGGAUGUAGCUCGUCUAGGAAACCCGCGAGAGGUAAUCCUGCGUGUUUCCGAGUCUUUGAUGCAGCUCCAACCGGACGAUGAGGAUGACGACGAAGAAGCGGAGGGCGAAGGACUGCCUCUGCACAUCUUACAGUUCAACUGUCUCCUCGGCAUGCUAUCAGUGCUGCAUAAACGAAUUCAGACCAAGGCCCCCAGUCGAUUCAUGGCAACUUCCUUGCAGGCGGCACUAGAAGCCUAUACCUCAAUGCCAACAAACGAGACCACGUUGGCUUUCCUCGAGUUUCUCCGGGAAGUUUCUCCCUCCAAAAGACCUGCGCCUCCUCCAAGAGUGGCUAGUGAGUCGAGUGUUCUCAGAGUGGCUGCGGCCUCCGCACCGGACCCUGAAGCGGAGGUAUCAUCGCCAUCUCCUUCUGCCGAUAACGAAACUCUACUGGUCCGCAAAUUUAUACAAUUCAGUUUGCUCGAAUUGCUGAAGUCAUAUCUUUUGAGCUUCUCUAGCCCUCUGGAUCCGGGGUUGUCAUGGACUAUCCGGAUGCAGGAGCACCUACAUCCUGAGCUGCGGCUACCGGGCUCUCAGUCUCAAACCGAGGCGUAUGCGUCGACAAAGGAAUUGAAGGACCGCGAUUUGAUUAUGGGAAAACUUGUGGCUCUAUCAAGAGAUGUUGGACUUGACAGCAAAGAACUUCUUGAAAUCAUUUCUAGCUCACCAACGGAUCAAGUUGCACAGCUUGAUUUCGAUGAGCCACCUACAGACCCUAAUCAAAUUCCACUUGAGCGACACGGCUCUCUCCUCCUCCUGGCUGCCCGCACUGCUGGUGCAACUCUAUUCGCCUCUGGUCAACCAUUGCCUCCUGUCUCGGUUUUCCCUGAGUUGUCGGUGAUUUUCAAACACUUUGUCGGCGAAACAACCAACUUUGAUGAAAUCGCUUUCGGUCAGCCACAUGCAUUGCUCGACUCACUACUAGCCGUGACCGUCUACGCCCUGCAACAGCCGAUCAACCCACCAUCCAGUGAAUCCGAGUUCAAGGAUUUUGUUGUCACUCUGACAGCAUGCACAGCACGUCAAAGCCAUGGCAUUGUUCGCCAGAUUCCCGCUACUGUGUUCCGGAGCCAUCCCUCACCUGAGACCCGGUUCAAGCUCAUCUACACUAUUUUGGAGGAUGAACAUCUGGCUUCUGCCCGUGACAGCGCCAUUGCCUGGCUGAAAGAGGAGCUUCUUGCCAGCUCAAGUACUUUAUUCCAAGACCCACAUUAUUUCUGGGCCUUGUUCCCGACUCUAUUCAGUCCAGUGAAGGCAGCGAGCUCAUCCGACCUCGUCGUAAACUGGACCCGCCUUACCCAGACCCAAGGUCCCCCGCUGCACUCUGCAUUGAACCUAUACUACCUUCUCCUGUCCUCAACUUCCCUUCGGAGUCAGCUUCAGCUGGAGAAAACAGUGAAGUUUUUCCGCGCUCAUGUCCUCAACCCCCUCCGACAGACCUUCCACAGCUUUGAGGGCGAUCUCACUGCCAAAGGUGGUGAAGGAGUCAUUGAGGCUGCAGUGGGUGAGGAAAUGUGCCAGGUUGGAAACGCCAGGUCUGUGGGCCUGAUUGGGCUUACUUUGGACCAAAUCGAGGAGACUAUAGGUGAUGCCUUUGGAUCCGACGAUGCAGACCUCGGAGAACACUCCAAGGCCGAUGAGGCUCAGGUAUCUGAGAUUCGUGAGCGGGUGGGUGUUUGGAACUAG